AUGGCCGAUGAAAAGAGACAAAAUCCGUUCGAGCGUUUGGGAUACACUGAUGAAGGGGAGGUAGCAGACCACCCUCCAGUAUACACAUACACUGCCGAGCCCUCUACGCAACCAAGCCGGUCACCACCUAUACAAGAAACCCCAGCAUACACAGCAGGACCCUCGACACAACCAAGCAGAUCACUACCAGUUCAAGAACCCCCUUUUCAAAUAAGCCACAAACCAAUCGCAAUUCCAGCCCUCACCUCCUCCUCUGAUUCUCCAUUCAUUCGAGCAUAUCCACCCAUCCUAAAAAACCACCAACUCCCCAAGGAAUCCUUCCUUGCCUUCCUCGACCAACUGAACAAAGACAUAGCCGCCAGUCCACCCCUCCAGGUUCUAGAUGUCACGGGCGGAAUCUUGAAGUCCGUCCCAAUCUUAUUCCCACUACAUUGGAUUGGGAAUGCUGUCAGCGGACUCGCAAAUCUGAGUAGCCAAGGCAUGUCCAAAAGCCGUACGGACUCAUCCAUCAAGCAAGCUAAUCGGGACAUCUUCGGUCCACGCGGCUUGAGAGUUGAAAUUGCAAAACUGGAUGCGUUGGCACAUGUCGCUCAGUUCCCUAUGUUGGAUUCUCAGGGCAAGAUCAAUCAGCAGGCGCCUCUGUUUUUACAACUCCAGUACGAGGCGUCCAUGGCCAGCACUGCCGCAAAUGAAAGGCAGCAGCAGGAAAUUGAUUUGCAGCAGAGGAUUAAGACUUUACAGCCCUGGAUUGCUGAACUUGAAUUUGAGGUGUUGCCUUGGUCUUCCAAGUCUAAGUUGACGCGGCUCAACGCCUCGUUGAAGAAGUAUAAUGAGCCGAGGGACGAGGAGAGGAGAGGCAUGGGUUUCCGAGACCGGGAGAGUAGAGGCAUGCACAGGAAAGGCGAUGUUUACAGUCAAGAGGCCAAGCAGGAAGAAGCUCCUUUCAAGAAGGCCUUGUGGCUUGUCAUUCGGGAGGUUGAGAUAGAUGAAAGGCGUUAA
Molecule: messenger RNA, 999 nt
Organism: Penicillium hordei
Lineage: Eukaryota; Fungi; Ascomycota; Eurotiomycetes; Eurotiales; Aspergillaceae
Exons: 1
Coding region: 1-999 (332 amino acids)
Source: RefSeq, a predicted model, not a curated record